AUGCCGCCGAGUCCACCAAGAGAUCCUGUCGCUCACCCGGCGCACAAUUUCGUGCAGUCGCAAGCCAAAACCACCGAAUUGCUUCCACCACCCUCGCCGCGUACCCAUCGCCUUCGCAAAUUGCAAUCCGCGCAUAACCUUGGCUCCAAAGCUGCCCUUCAGCUUCAGCCCCUUCAUCAACCCUCUUUGAUCGCGCAGCAGCGCUUGACACAGAUCACACAGAGAAACAUAUCUCCUACGCGGCGCGACCCGAGUUCCUCUUCCACAAUGACACGACACACGCGAGGACGAUCCAACAGCGAUGCGCCAGCGCCAGUCGUUCAUCACAUGAAUGCCCUGGCUACCAGCAAGCGCAGCAUGAUGGGCAUCAGCCCCAAGUACGCAACGAUGUCUCUACAGCAACUUAUAAAAGAGGGCCCUCCCGAGGGAGAGACUGUUGAGGCUUUGGGCAUGGCUCGUCGCAAGAUUUUGAGCGAGGGUAUCAAGAGCGAUAGCGACGGCAUGUCAACCUUGCGCAUAUAUGUCUGGCUAAUCCUGUUGGAUACUCCUGUCCUCCCGACCGAUGACUACCUGGGCCUGAUUCACCGUGGAGCAUCCCCGGCCUACUCCAAAAUUCGCAACGACACCUUUCGUACCCUCACCACUGAUCCUUUGUUCAGGAGACGUGUGAGCGAGGCCAGCCUGAUCCGUCUUCUCAAUGCCGUAGCUUGGCGUCUACAUGAUGCGCGGGAGGAACAGCGAAGGGAGCGACCCAGUACCGGCAGAAGCUCUACAUCACAAGACAGCUCGACAUCGACGUCAACAGCCACAGCCUACUCGCAAGAUCCGGCGUUUUCACCGGGUGCCAGAAACCGCGCCAGGGCUCUGACCUUGACGACAGAGGGCUCUGAAUCCAGUCAUGCUGCGGAACCAGGAACCUACGUACAAGGCAUGAACGUGCUGGCGGCGCCAUUUCUGUACGCAGCAAGGAGCGAAUCCGAGGCCUUCGUCGCUUUCUACACAUUGCUUACACGCGAAUGCCCUGGCUACAUCCGCGGUGCUAUGGACGGCGUACACAAGGGCCUGGCUCUGGUUGACAAGGUCCUUGCGACAGUCGACUCGAAGCUGAGCAGCUAUCUGCACUCCAAAGGUCUUGCGGCUGAGAUCUACGCCUUCCCCUCGGUCCUGACGUUAUGCGCCUGCACGCCUCCGCUUCCCGAGGUCCUCAGACUUUGGGACUUCCUCUUUGCCUACGGGCCCCAUCUGAACAUCCUCUGUAUCGUAGCUCAGUUGAUGGGCAUGCGGGAUCAGCUGAUGAGCUCACCAAGCCCCAAUAAGCUCUUGCGUUCUUUCCCUUCGCUGCAAGCAGACAGGGUCAUUGAGCGGACGCUGUGGAUAAUAGAAAGAAUCCCAGAUGACACCUACGUGGCCAUAGUUGCACACGCCCACUGA
Molecule: messenger RNA, 1431 nt
Organism: Colletotrichum orchidophilum
Lineage: Eukaryota; Fungi; Ascomycota; Sordariomycetes; Glomerellales; Glomerellaceae
Product: TBC domain-containing protein
Exons: 3
Coding region: 1-1431 (476 amino acids)
Biological process (GO): activation of GTPase activity; negative regulation of septation initiation signaling
Cellular component (GO): mitotic spindle pole body
Molecular function (GO): GTPase activator activity
Source: RefSeq, a predicted model, not a curated record